Helianthus annuus (common sunflower) is the source of this 660-nucleotide messenger RNA. RefSeq names its product histone deacetylase HDT1-like. Lineage: Eukaryota; Viridiplantae; Streptophyta; Magnoliopsida; Asterales; Asteraceae. The transcript is spliced from 4 exons. The record is from RefSeq and is a predicted model, not a curated record. The coding region runs from base 1 to 660 and encodes 219 amino acids.
AUGGUUGUCCAUUCCCCUCUGCAUCGUGUAGAGGCUCAUGCAGCUCGUAGGGCUCGUCUCACCCUAAAUGGCGAAACUUCUUCCUCACCCAAUCCAACAGCACGAGCUGAGGCUCCUGCAGUUGUUCACGAAUCCCCUAACAAGCAACGUAUCAGAAACUUAGAAGCGGAACUACAAAGAACUUGUAACCAGGUGGAAUAUUUGCUAAGGAUACAUGAUUUGGAUGGCCGCGUACCACCACCACCAGCAACAACACCACUGGGAGAGCUAGAGCCGGAAGAAGAAGAGGACCCUGAGGAGGAUCCUGAGGAAUACCCAAAAGAGGAACCUGAUGAGGCUGCCGACGAUGACAACGAUGACGACGACAAUGACGAUGACGACAAUGGCGGCGACGACGACGACUUGGGCGAUGGAGAAGAAAUCAGGAGCGGAAGAGGAAACGGUCGUGGCGGGCGUGGGGGUAUCAAUAUGACCCAAACCCAACUAACGGCUCUCAUCAAUGACAGUGUCGCUGAAGCGUUGGCGGCAUAUCAGGCAGCUCAAGUUGGAGGUCCACAAGUCCCACAUGUUCAGCCGUCGGCAUGCACCUUCAAAUCAUUCAUGGGUUGCAAGCCAAGUCAUUUCACUGGCACCGAGGGUGCCAUCGGCCUUCUCCACUAG